Molecule: messenger RNA, 630 nt
Organism: Phytophthora megakarya
Lineage: Eukaryota; Oomycota; Peronosporomycetes; Peronosporales; Peronosporaceae
Source: the annotation of a GenBank genome assembly
AUGUCUCAACUGCGCGAUUACCUCAUGAUGCUGCCUGACUUGCGUGAUCUUACUCCCGAGUGUGAUAUCUCUAACGCCGACGUGGGAGUGCCCGGACGGACCACUCCGACUGAAGAAGAACAGCUGAGAAAGAUCCUCGAACGGCACUCCAAAAAUUUUCUAGGCGAUGGGAAUGCGGCCCCUGCUCCAGCACGAGGAGUAGUGUGCGAAAGAGAUGUCAGGGGCGCCAAACCUAUAGCGCUCCGACCAAGGUCGAUUAUCCCCAAGGUCGCGAUGAAGGUGUACGAGCUGCUGAAGAAGCACCUGGAGACUGGACUUAUCGAAAUGUCCGACUCCGCCUGGCCCUCUCCAGUCGUGAUCGUCCUGAAGAAAAAUGGGAUUGACAUUCGGGUGUGUAUCGAUUAUCGUCUGGUGAACAGCUUCAUCGAGUUGUCGAAUUAUCCGUUGCCCCUGAUUGAUGAUCUCCUGGUCCGAUUGGAACGGGCUAUGUGGUUCAUCUCACUCGACAUGGCGAGCGGCUUUUGGGCCAUACGCAUGAAUGAGCGAGCCAAGCGCAUAUCAGAGUUCGUGUGUCCAUUCGGACAUUUCCAAUGGAUCCGAAUCCAUUCGGGCUCAACAACGCCCCGCUGA